Colletotrichum chrysophilum is the source of this 651-nucleotide messenger RNA. RefSeq lists its product as uncharacterized. The transcript is spliced from 3 exons. NCBI's taxonomy places the organism in Eukaryota, Fungi, Ascomycota, Sordariomycetes, Glomerellales, Glomerellaceae. Bases 1 to 651 code for a protein of 216 amino acids. The record is from RefSeq and is a predicted model, not a curated record.
AUGGAGCAUCCAGUGAAGGAAAUUAGGACGGUCAUUCGCGACUUGGUCCAAGGCUCGCCCAAGGAGCAGUAUGACGCCCUCUUCAACCACUUCACCGAGGACGCAGCCUUCACCCACCCCUUCUGCCACGUGCCAAGUUUUGGCAACGUCGACAUUCCCUUCCUCUUCACCAUCAAUUCACGGUGGCUCGUCCUCAUGAUUUACCGAUGGUACCGCAUUCUGAGUCCCAGCAUUGCCAUGAACAUCGAGUCGGCUGAUCAAAGAGCAAAUCUUCUAUACGUUAAGAUGCGCCAAGACUUCCGGCUAUGGUUCGUUCCUUUCUACUCCGCCCCUGUCGACUUCGUCGUCGUCCUCCGUCUCGAGACACGCAACGUCGAUGAUCAAAACCGGCCUCUGCCCCGCAACCAAACCGACGCUUCUGCCGUCGGGGCCCGCCAGCGUCACUUCAUCAUCCACCAGGAGGACCACUACCAGGUCGGCGAGUGGCUUAGGUUUCUGGUCCCCUUCUUCGGAUACUGGGCCUGGCAUGUCUUUACUCUCUUUUCCACGAUCCUGUGUGCUGCCGGCGCCCUGAUUGGAUAUCCCGUCACCCGGUACUUUGACUGGCAGGCCACAACGCAAAACGGCGCCCAGGUGAAUAAGGCCGACUAG